Molecule: messenger RNA, 1153 nt
Organism: Pyrgilauda ruficollis (rufous-necked snowfinch)
Lineage: Eukaryota; Metazoa; Chordata; Aves; Passeriformes; Passeridae
Gene: ADIG
Product: adipogenin
Exons: 4
Coding region: 92-601 (169 amino acids)
Biological process (GO): fat cell differentiation
Source: RefSeq, a predicted model, not a curated record
GACCACCAGCGCUGCAAUGAGAGUUAUUAAAAGGUGGUUAGAAAGGGGAGCAGUCGGGCUGUUCUAAACUUAGAGUAACCUGAAGCGAGCCAUGAGGUAUCCCCUGGUUCCUCUGGUGAACGAGCUGACCUUUCCUCUACUUUUCUUCUGGUUCUGCUUGCCCUUUGUAAUGCUGCUGAUCAUCGCCAUUAUCUGGCUGCAGCUGCUGCUUAAUGAAGCACAGAUGCCCAGCACAGAAAAGAUUGAGAAAGAAUCUCCUGAUGAACCUGGAUCUGACUCUGAAGAUGAGCUAACAGAGGAAGAAAACCAGAGUGAUGCAUCCAGUACAGAGAUACAAGAGGAGUCAUGGUCCAGUGGAGCUGUGGGAACACUGAGGCCCAAGCCUGCUUAUGUGAGCUCAAAUCCUAAAAGCCAAAAGCAAAGUCUUCUUGCUGUGAUCUCAAACAGCUUGUCCCAGAGGCUGAAGAUAAGAUAUUCCCGUGCUGAAAAGAGCAUUUUCUGUAACAUCCUCAUGAAGGGGCUCACAAGGGAGAGCUGCUCUGUGCCUCCACUGUCACUAUUCCCAGUUCUGUCUGCUCAGUUACAUUGCUGGGAGUUUUGAAUUGCAGCAACUGAGCUGCUGUGCUCCUUGCUUUCUUCUCUCACCCAGAAUUUUGUCUGCCUGUUGCUCCAGACCUUUAACAGCCUGUGGACUCUGCUGCUGCCAUCCUAUCUGGUUACCUACAUGGCUCAGCUGUUUGCUUUGCUGAGUGAAAGAGCUGGGAAAAUCCUGGGCUCCCUGAGUCUGGAGAGCAGAGGCCUGCUGCUUUCAGUCCUGGGGAGGAAACUGCAGCUGAGCCAGGCUCAGAGAACCACCUCAGGGUGCAAACAAAGCAGGGAGUCCCAUGGCAAUGCAGGUCAGCAUUGGUGACAGCUACUGCACAUGGCAGAGGGAGGGGAAUUCUCUGAGAAAGAAACCCACUCCAGACUAAGCACCUUCUUAGCUCGCCUCAGCUGCUUUCAGAGUGUUGACUGCCUAAAUGUGAAAUGGAUGACAGCUGCCAAUUUCUUGAGGGAUAAACUCCUUUUUUGUAAGGACCAAGGACUCCACCAGUGACAGUUUCUGCUCAUCAACACUAAUCUUUGAUUUCAAAUAAACAAGAUCAAGGCAAUA